AACCUCCGGGUCAUUACUUUCUACCUCCCGGUGCUUCUUGAGUCAGUCCGUCCAUGGCCCUGGCCGCUGCGGACCGGAGCCGGGCCCCGGUGGUGUUCGGGCUUCGGGCGGUGCCGCGGCUGUUUGAGGAGCUGCAGAGGCCGGAGCCGGAGCACAAGACUCGGGCUCUGAACUCUCUGUGUGACCUGCUCCAUGAACCAGAGCGCCUCUACCAGACCGUCACCUCAGGUCUGCUGGAGCAGCUCGGUCCUCUGCUACGAGACUCAGACUCUGGAGUGAGGACUCGAACCUGUGACCUGCUGCACCUGGUGUCCGCCCACGCCAUCGGACGCCGGGCGCUCCUCUCCUCCUCGCUGCUCGGGCCUCUCUCCCUGCUCCUCGAUGAUCCGGACCCCGACUGCAGAGUCUCAGUCCACCGAGUCCUGAACCGCCUCUGCCUCCUGCCCUUAGGAGCCGAAGCUUUACUGAGUUUGGUCCCAAAACUGAUCCUCAAACUGAGAGGGAGAGUCCAGGAAACAGACGAGGAGCUAGGAGGCAAGGGAGGAACUGAGGAGCUAGGAAGGAAGGAAGGAACUGAGGAGGGAGAAAAGAAGGUUGUAACUGAUGAGGAACUAGGAAGCAAGGAAGCACAGGUACAGGGAGGGAGCAAGGAAGGAGCUGAGGAGACAAGAGUGGAGCUAGGAGACAAGGAAGCAAAUGAUGAGCUAGGAAGAACGGAAGAAGAAGAGAGAGGGAGCAAGGAGGCAGAGGAAGGAGGAGACGAACAAGGAGACACAAAGGAGGAGGAGUUGGUUCUGCUCUUGUCCACUCUGGCCCGGUGCAUUCGCCUGGAUGCCCUCCCGGCUCUGGCCUCCGGGGCCGUGGAGCUGCUCCGGCACAAACUCACUCACGGAUCGGCUCAUGUGCGCAGAGAGGCAGCCGCCGCCCUGCUGGCCCUCAGUGUUCCUGUGGAGGGGAAGCAGCAGAUCUGUGCUCUGGACUUGCUCUCUGACCUUUUGCCGCUGCUCCACGACCCCGACGUCGAGGUCAGGACCAACGCGGCGGGAGUUUGCAUGAACACGCUCAUCAUCACCGCAGGUAAAGUCCAGGCUCUGAAGCUGGGUCUGCUCCCGGUCUUGUUGGACCUGGUCUCUCCGGAGGAUCUCGGUCCAGACUCUCUGGACCUGAACCAGACCCUGGACCAGACCCAGGGGAAGGCUUUGGUCCUGUACUGUCUCCGAGCCCUGACGGCGCUCAGCGAGGCCCCGGCCGCACGCUGCCUCCUCAUGGAACAGCGCCCCCGUCUGGAGAGGAGGAGAGACACAGACCCCGAGCUGAGACAGGCCACAGAGACGGCGCUCAGGGUCAUCAGCUGGACCCCGUAAUAAACCAGAAACCUCUGACCGGACCGGAGCUAGGCCAGGUUUAGUCCAGGUUUAGUCCAGGUUUGGUUCAGGUUUAGUCCAGGUUUAGUCCAGGUUUGGUUCAGGUUUAGUCCAGGUUUAGUCCAGGUUUAGUCCAGGUUUGUCCAGGUUUGGUCCUGGGUUAGUGGUGGUUUUAUACAGAACAGAGAUGCUUAUUGUGUUGGUUUCAUGAUUUUGUUGAGCUCAGACUUGCUCAGCUGCAGGAUAAGUUACAGUUACAGAACAUUACACUGGUAUCGGUUGGUAUCGGUUGGUAUUGAGCAUUACUCGAUACUUAAAGCCAAUGUAUCCAUAUCGAUAUCACUGAUAUUAGUCAGUUAGCUCCAGGGUUUAUUCUAGGGAUAGUUUUGGUUUAAUAAUUACUCCAACAAGAAAAUAAAACUACAUUCUUUAGAAUAUAACCUUUAAACCAUCUCUAUGGAGCUGCUCUUGUGGCUGCCUGGCUCACACACUGAGCAGCUUUUGAAUCUUUUUGUUUUUUGAGCUCUGUUUUAAACAUCAUUUCAUUUUAAGGACACAAAUGUGGUAAAUGAGACAUUUUUUUCUGUAUUUUUUUCCCAUGGAGUCUGUGAAAGAAUCUAUGAACCUUUGAGAUGCUUCAACCUCGUGGAGUCAGUCAAGACAAAAUCUGCCCACAGCAGUGAAGCUGAAACAUCACAGACUCUGAACUUUUACUACAUCUGCUACUGCACUCAAGUGUGGAGAAUGUUUUAUGUAAUAUAACAGUGACAAAUAAACUCAUUUAACCCAGGAUAAAUCCAGAGGAUCAAACCCAGUCAAUGAAGGACCCUGGUCUCUGAGCGUGUCCUUAAUGUGGACGCUCUCAUUCACAGCAGCAGGUCACCUGUGGGUGCUUGUAUGGGUGCUUGUAUGGGUGCUUGUAUGGGUGCUGUGGGUGCUGUGGGUGCUGUCGGUGCUCUGAGUGUUCUGCUCUAGUGACUCUGAAAGAGACUUGACCCUCACUCGCCUGAAGCCCCUUCAGUGUCUGACAUCAGAGCUCAGUCUCUUAAAACCACAGAC
Molecule: messenger RNA, 2423 nt
Organism: Boleophthalmus pectinirostris (great blue-spotted mudskipper)
Lineage: Eukaryota; Metazoa; Chordata; Actinopteri; Gobiiformes; Gobiidae
Gene: rsph14
Product: radial spoke head 14 homolog
Exons: 7
Coding region: 54-1364 (436 amino acids)
Source: RefSeq, a predicted model, not a curated record